CAAAUAGCAGUCGGUGUCGAUAUUAGCUGGCAUCGUGUUCUCUUGAACGAGCGAGGUUUAGUCAAGAAAAAGUUACUACACUUAAUCUUAACAGUUCUUAUCCAGACUAUUGAAAUUCAUCAUCAUGAAAUCAACCAAAGUUAUCACGCUGCUGCUGAUUGCAUCUUUUGCCAUGCUGGCUCUGUUUGAUAUUACCGCCGACGCUGCAGCAUCUGAACAACGUCCGCAACGUCGUCGUCGGCCAUUCCAGGCCGAAGUAGAUGCUGACGGCAACGCAAUUGCGUCACCAGCUACUCCUCGAUUUCCUUUUUUAAAUCAACGAAGAGCAAAUGGCAAGGUCAACCAAGCUGCUGCCUCAGGAACCGGCAUUAAUACUAAAUCAUUGCAGUCUGAUAUUUCGGAAAGCUGUAAAUCAGAGCCCGGCUGCGAGUGGAGUUGUCCUGAAGACGUUAACGAAUGCAUAUGCCGCUGCAAAUUCGAUCCGGCCAAUAUUCGCGUCUCACGGGAGUUGAAACCAUCUCCACGUUAAUCAACAAACAAAUUUUUCCUUUUUUAUUGGUCGCUUGAUAUUAUUCCCCACCUCCCCUCAUAACCCUUGUGCUUUCUAAUUUUGUUGUAUGCCGAUAGAUUAUUGCCGUUUAUAUUUACUCUUCGGGCCCUUCAUAUAAGCUACCCUCUAACUUAUUUCUUGUUUUAAUAUAAAAACAAAAUGGAUGAUAUAUAACUACGAUUAACAAUAAUAAUGAAAUAAAAAAACUACGACAUUA
This is a messenger RNA of Daphnia pulicaria, 767 nucleotides long. RefSeq lists its product as uncharacterized. The record is from RefSeq and is a predicted model, not a curated record. Bases 125 to 529 code for a protein of 134 amino acids. Lineage: Eukaryota; Metazoa; Arthropoda; Branchiopoda; Diplostraca; Daphniidae. The transcript has 4 exons.